GGAUCCAGGCUCCGUCCCAAGAGGCCGUGGCCUGAAGCUCAGGGCCCCCUCGGCCCCUCCCUCCCAGGCGGCCCGCCUCACCCCCACCCCAGCCCCCCGAGCUGGACUGCACACCUUGGGACUCGGUUUUCUAUUUCCUGAGGACCAGCCCCAGGCUGGAGGAGAGGUCCGAGGAGGUGGGCGUUGGACUCUUCGCGAGGACCCCCGCGGUGGGCCCGGGGGAGGAGGCCGAGGCGGCGGCGUCCAGGGGCGACAUGGCGGAGGAGCAGGACCUGUCGGAGGUGGAGCUGAGUCCCGUGGGUUCCGAGGAGCCCCGCUGCCUGUCCCCCGGGAGCGCAACCUCGCUGGGGCCCGACGGCGGCGGCUCAGGCUUGCGAGCCAGCCCGGGGCCCGGCGAGCUGGGCAAGGUCAAGAAGGAGCAGCCCGGUGGCGAAACGGACGAUGACAAGUUCCCCGUGUGCAUCCGCGAGGCGGUCAGCCAGGUGCUCAGCGGCUACGACUGGACGCUGGUGCCCAUGCCGGUGCGCGUCAACGGCGCCAGCAAGAGCAAGCCGCACGUCAAGCGGCCCAUGAACGCGUUCAUGGUAUGGGCGCAAGCGGCACGCCGCAAGCUGGCCGACCAGUACCCGCACCUGCAUAACGCCGAGCUCAGUAAGACGUUGGGCAAGCUCUGGAGGUUGCUGAAUGAGAGUGACAAGCGCCCCUUCAUCGAGGAGGCCGAGCGGCUCCGGAUGCAGCACAAGAAGGACCACCCCGACUACAAAUACCAGCCCCGGCGGCGGAAGAACGGGAAAGCGACCCAAGGGGAGGCCGAGUGUCCCGGGGGCGAGGCCGAGCCAGGCGGAGCCGCCGCCAUCCAGGCCCACUACAAGAGCGCCCACCUGGACCACCGGCACCCUGGUGAGGGCUCCCCCAUGUCCGAUGGGAACCCUGAACACCCUUCAGGCCAGAGCCAUGGCCCACCCACCCCUCCAACCACCCCCAAGACAGAGCUGCAGUCGGGCAAGGCAGACCCCAAGCGGGAUGGGCGCUCCAUGGGGGAGGGCGGGAAACCGCACAUCGACUUCGGCAACGUGGACAUCGGCGAGAUCAGCCACGAGGUCAUGUCCAACAUGGAGACCUUUGACGUGGCUGAGUUGGACCAGUACCUGCCGCCCAACGGGCACCCGGGCCAUGUGGGCAGCUACUCGGCAGCUGGCUAUGGGCUGGGCAGCGCCCUGGCCGUGGCCAGUGGACAUUCCGCCUGGAUCUCCAAGCCGCCAGGUGUGGCUCUGCCCACAGUCUCGCCAUCUGGUGUGGAUACCAAAGCGCAGGUGAAGACAGAGACGGCGGGGCCCCAGGGACCCCCGCACUACACCGACCAGCCGUCCACCUCGCAGAUCGCCUACACUUCCCUCAGUCUGCCCCACUACGGCUCUGCCUUCCCGUCCAUCUCCCGUCCCCAGUUUGACUACUCUGACCAUCAGCCCUCAGGACCCUAUUACGGCCACUCCAGCCAGGCCUCCGGGCUCUACUCGGCCUUCUCCUACAUGGGGCCCUCGCAGCGGCCCCUCUACACGGCCAUCUCUGACCCUAGCCCCUCGGGGCCCCAGUCCCAUAGCCCCACACACUGGGAGCAGCCUGUGUAUACAACACUGUCCCGGCCUUGAAGGGGGCUGUUGCCCUGGGUCCCCUACCCCCUCCCGUCUGCCCGUGUGCCCUGCUCCAUGCCCAUCUCAGGCCCGGUGGAGGAGGGAAGCCUUUCUGUGUGGCUCACUGCCCUUAUGACCCACCUGCCCUGGCCGGGCUGCAGCUAGCCAGCUGAGUAGGGAGAGGCUGACAGGCGCCCCUAAACUGCAAGAUGAAGGGCUGUGCCUGAUCCCGGGAGGGACCCAGACCCGCUCUUCAGGCAGACAGGCAGGGGGCACCACCCAGGGCUGAUGGGCAUCGAAAGCCUUGUCUCUCCCAUGAGUUCUCACUUCCUCCCAUGGGGAGGGGGGGAGCUGACAGGUCCCUAGACCAUUGUGUGUGGCACCCAACAGCUAGGGUCCCCAGGGCCUCAGUGCCUGGAGCUGGCUCAAUCUGCCACUAGGGGCUGAGGAUGGCUUUGACCUUGUAGGGAGUUAGGGUUCAGGGUGGUGCCCAGUAGGGAUUCUCAUCCCUCCAA
This is a messenger RNA of Ochotona curzoniae (black-lipped pika), 2146 nucleotides long. It is a transcript of the gene SOX10, whose product is annotated as SRY-box transcription factor 10. The coding region runs from base 255 to 1649 and encodes 464 amino acids. The transcript has 4 exons. The record is from RefSeq and is a predicted model, not a curated record. Gene Ontology annotation, molecular function: RNA polymerase II cis-regulatory region sequence-specific DNA binding; DNA-binding transcription factor activity, RNA polymerase II-specific. Gene Ontology annotation, cellular component: nucleus. Lineage: Eukaryota; Metazoa; Chordata; Mammalia; Lagomorpha; Ochotonidae. Gene Ontology annotation, biological process: peripheral nervous system development; morphogenesis of an epithelium; negative regulation of transcription by RNA polymerase II.